CUCAAACAUCUUCCUUCAUCUCCUCUUCAACGCUACUUUAUCUUUCCACCUUCUACUUUCACCUCUGUUUCCACAGAAUAUACAUAUUAUUACUUGUUUUCUCGCUAUAAAACUUCAUCUUUCACUUUAUUUAAGACCACAUAACAAGACCAACUAUUUGGAUUGAACAUUCUGAUAUUUGUAUCCAGUUUCAGGAACAAUCUUGAUAUUAUUAACAUAUUUAGGCAUAUAUUAACAAACAGAGAAUUACAUCAAGAAGCAUACUAUGGCCUUAGAGCAGCUUUUCCAGGAGCAAAUAACAGACACCAACUUUGACGAACACGAUAUUUCGUUGGAGAAGUGUAAGAGAGUUGAUGAUAAGCUUGACGACAAUGUCUCUGGAGGUUUUGAGUGUAAUAUAUGCUUGGAUCUUGUACAUGAUCCUGUUGUUACAUUCUGCGGUCACUUAUAUUGUUGGCCUUGCAUCUACAAAUGGAUUUAUUUUCAGAGCAAACCGACCGAAAAUACUGAUCACCAACAGCCACAAUGUCCUGUUUGCAAGGCUGAAGUCUCACAGAAAACGUUGAUUCCACUCUAUGGUCGCGGCCAAGCUACAAAACCAUCUGAUGUCAAGGCCCCCAAUCUUGGCAUAGUCAUACCACAAAGGCCUCCUAGUCCGAGAUGUGGGGGUCACACAUUGAUAGCACCUACUGAUUCAUAUCGAUCCCAUCAACUUCAGCAGUCUCCAACACAUCAACCUUAUACUUCUAGCUACAUGUCCGAACCUAUGCUAAGUCCUGGUGGCACCACAACAGGGGAAUUGGUUUAUGCGCGGAUGUUUGGAAACUCAUCAACUACUUUAUAUACAUAUCCAACUUCAUAUAAUUUAGCAGGCAGCAGUAGUCCAAGGUUAAGAAGGCAACUAGUACAGGCUGAUAGAUCACUUAGCAGAAUCUGUUUUUUCCUAUGUUGUUGUUUAGUGACAUGUCUUCUCUUGUUCUGACCACCUUCUCCGCUUGCUAAUACUUUGUAAAAAUACUUAGUUUUUGUAAUAGAUGACAACUUCAAAGUGAAAUUUGAAGUUUUCAUAACCAAACACUAAUUUCGAAAAGAAAAAAAACAUUCGAAAAAAGGUGAAAUUUUUUUUAUGGCCA
Molecule: messenger RNA, 1133 nt
Organism: Nicotiana attenuata
Lineage: Eukaryota; Viridiplantae; Streptophyta; Magnoliopsida; Solanales; Solanaceae
Product: E3 ubiquitin-protein ligase RMA1H1-like
Exons: 2
Coding region: 266-982 (238 amino acids)
Biological process (GO): ubiquitin-dependent protein catabolic process
Cellular component (GO): endoplasmic reticulum
Molecular function (GO): ubiquitin protein ligase activity; ubiquitin-like protein conjugating enzyme binding; metal ion binding
Source: RefSeq, a predicted model, not a curated record